Molecule: messenger RNA, 5676 nt
Organism: Tachysurus fulvidraco (yellow catfish)
Lineage: Eukaryota; Metazoa; Chordata; Actinopteri; Siluriformes; Bagridae
Product: formin-like
Exons: 19
Coding region: 596-4585 (1329 amino acids)
Biological process (GO): actin nucleation
Cellular component (GO): endoplasmic reticulum membrane; nucleus; cytoplasm
Molecular function (GO): microtubule binding
Source: RefSeq, a predicted model, not a curated record
GUGUGUGUGUGUGUGUGUGUGUGUGUGUGUGUGUGUGUGUGUGUGUGUGUGCAUAGAACAGUGGGGAUGGAGAGAGAGGUCCAGUGUUAGAUCCUGGGUGUCUCCUGGUUUAAGAUCCGGAUAGCCUCAUCCGGGAAGAAGCUUCUCCUCAUCCUCCACCUUCCUCUGCUUGAUUUGUGAAGAUAAAAACCCAAAUCUGGUUUGGCAGGCGUUCGUUGCUGUUUCCCUUUAAUGUUUUGAUGCUGUUCUACAUGCAAGCUGACCGCCUCCUUCUCCUCUUGCUCUCUUCUGCACCUGAAAAUCCGCAUCCGCAUGAGCUAUGGCACAACUCGAGGUGGCGCUCGUGCAGCUGUUUAUGCGCACUCUGAUUGGCCCGAGCAUCAGUCUGUCAGGAGGCGAGAAGUCGUCCUCCGAAAGGCACCGGUGAACGCAGGCACGGGUUUAGCGCGAGGGGAAAAGACGAAGGGGAAAUAAGCAUCAUGCCGGAGAAAGCGAUUUUGAAUGUCCAUGGGGAUUCUUCUUCCCAAGCAAUCCAUUACCAAAGCCAAGAGUCUUGGAACAGCCAUAUAUUUCAAGUAAGUGUGUGAUAAAUUAAAUGGCUCCCAUAAUGGAGGGCACACACACAGUGCUCUGUCUGCACAAACGAAUUGAGGAGGUUAUUUACAUCAGCCCAUACUUCCCCAAUAGGGGAGUGCGAGGCUUUACACGCAGAGGCCACACCUCUCAUCACUGCCAGUCACUGUUCACCAAUCAGCAUGACCAGAAGGUUGAAGAUCAUGCAAUGCAGAAACAAAAGACUCAGUCAAACAAACCAGCAAACAAAGUCUUGCAGUCCUGUGAAGCAACACAAUUUUUAGCUGAAAUUCACUUUCUGUCUGAAGAACAUUGGCAGCUGAUUGUGGAUCUCCUGUCUCUAUGUGGUGACUGUGCAUCACGAAUCAGAAUGGGCAACAAGGACGGCAAGCUACAGGCUCAAUUUGAAGGGCAUGAAAUACAUCCUGUUCAAAGUGCUAUCAGCAGCAACCUUCAGCAUACCAUGUCUUUGUCCCCAGAACAUAAGAGGCCUGCUUCUGGGGUUAGAAAAAUCAAGAAACUAGGUAGCAAGAAGAUGGACACUGCUGAGGAGUUCUUGCAGGCUAAAUUGAAAAAGAAAAUACAGCCCAUCACAGCUUCGGAAAUGUUGAACAAUUGCCUGGAUGCAGACUUUCUUGAGGCAAAUGAAAACCAAAAGUUGCUUGGAACCCCUGCUUCUGUGCAUGUACCACAUACCCCUGGCUCCGACUCCUAUGCCAGUGUCAGCAGUGAGCCACUUCUCACAAUGGAAGAACCCUAUCAGACAUCUCAGGAAGCCUGGGACUUCAUGGAGGACUCACGUCUGUUUGAGCCAGAGAUAGACCUCUGCACCGAAUUCACUGAGUUUGAAGACCAGUUCUGUCUGAGUUAUGGAGCAUUUUCCCGUUGUCUCACAGAAGCGAAACAGUACCAUACCCAUAGGGAGCAAAUGACCAAUGGAAAUAACAUUGCUUUAAGUGGAAAAACGAGUUCUGCUGGAAAAUACAAUUUGCAGAAUAAUUCUGGAGGUAAGACUGGAGUUAGUCUGUAUGAUAACAUGAACAGAAGAGACAUAGUUGUUGAAGUGGUGGCCAAACGUAAGGAAUUAUCUCAUUUCAACCAUGAAGGCAAAGAGAAUUCCGCUGACCUCAUUGAAGUAGGGCCUCAUACUGAUAAUGCUAGCUCUGCAUUAGGACAAAAUACUUGCCAAGUUUUGAGACAAGAAACGCUAAAUGUCCAGAACAAUGUGGAAUUAAAUGUUAGAGACAGACCUUCAGAAGCAAUGACAUUUCCGCUCAUCGAUUCUCAAAAGCAAACUUCCAACCUCAGGCCUAGGACCAAAAGCCCUAUAUCUCCUUCCCUUUCUGGAGUUUUUAAUUCUUCCUACCCUCCAUCCAACAGCCUUCAGAGUAUGUCCCCUAUCUUGUCACCACUGUCAUCCAAGCUGCCCAGUCCCCAGCUGAACCACCGCAUUGUAUUGCUGCCUAAAGAGGAUGGGGGUAAGGACACAGAUCAAGACAUGUGGUUUCAUGAAACAGCUGGGUCAUGGUUUAAAGCUGGGGACCAGCCCAAAAACCCAAUGGAGGCCACAGAUAAAAACGGAAACCAAAGACCUAUCACUAGGAUGGACCUAAGCCUCAGCAAACAGGGAUCUGGUAACUCUACAUGUAUCAACAAUGGUACAAACGCUUCCAAAAUUACAGAAGAGUGCCUGAGACAAGAGGAAAUGUGGUUGCUGGAUGGUGAAGGCGAUGGCGAGGACUCCAUUUCCCAUAAGCCUCUGUGUCGGGCCACAAGACCUGAUCACCUGGAAUUUUUAAGGAUAACACCGCCAGAUGAUGAUAUCAUUGGAGAAACAGUGUGUUACACAAAACACAAGUCAGGGACUGAGCUCUCCUCUCCCGGAGAAAGUGAGGACAGGACUCCCGGGAGACUUCAAGCAAUAUGGCCACCACCUAAGCCUAAUGAUGAAGUGGAAAAAGUGGGACUCCGUUACACCGAAGCAGAGCAUCAGGCUGCUCUUCUGCAAUUGAAGAGAGAAUGUAAAGAGGAAGUAGAAAAACUUCAGGCUGACUCCGAGCUCCGGGUGUUCCAGCUGCGGGGAGAGCAUGCGGUGGCUGUUACCCGACUGCAAGAAACCAUUGCUGAACUUCAGAAGGAUCGAGGCUAUACACAGAGCAAGGGAAAAGUGUGCGAUGCCUGUGUGUCCACUGAGGAUGACACAUUUCUCAAAACCUAUCGCAACGUUUGCAUCCAAACCGACCGGGAAACUUUUAUCAAGACGCCUGAAAGCGAGAAUGCCAAACCUGUUCAAAGCCUGCCUCGAAAACUCGACCUCGAUUCCAUCACCCAGAAUCUGGGCGUGGUGCCCGGAGCACCACCUCCACCACCUCCUCCUCUUCCUGGCCAACUGCGUGUCUCACCAGCUUCAGGCUCUGCACCAGCACCACCACCCCCUCCUCCUCCACCACCACCACCACCACCACUGCUACCUGGAUCAGUGCCACCACCCCCUCCACCUCCUUUACCUGGAGCCGGCGCUGCACCACCACCACCUCCGCCCCUCCCCGGAGCUGGUCCUCCACCCCCUCCUCCUCCACCACCUGGAUUGCCAGGAGCUCCACCCCCACCUCCACCUAUUCCAGGGGGUGGUCCACCACCUCCUCUGCCCACCUUUGCGAUGGCAAUGGAAAAACCACCCCGCAAACCAGCAAUUGAACCAACAUGUCCGAUGAAGCCACUCUACUGGACUCGGAUUCAGCUUCAAGACAAUAAUAACACGCUGUGGGAAUCUCUCGAAGAGCCAGAUAUCGUUGACCCAAAAGAGUUUGAAGAGCUUUUCUCCAAAGCCACAAUGCAGCCAAAGAAGAAACCUCUUUCCGACACAUAUGAGGAGAAGCCCAAAGCCAAGAAGAAAAUCAAGUUAUUAGAUGGGAAACGUUCUCAAGCCGUGGGGAUCCUAAUAUCCAGCCUUCAUCUGGAGAUGAAGGACAUUCAGCAAGCUGUUCUCACUGUGGAUAACUCUAUAGUGGAUCUGGAGACGCUUGAAGCUUUAUAUGAAAAUAGGGCUCAGAACGAUGAACUAGAGAAGAUCAAAAAACAUCACGAGAACUCCAAAGAGGAUGAAGUCAACCUUUUAGAUAAGCCUGAGCAAUUCCUAUAUGAACUGGCUCAGAUCCCGGAUUUUGCCGACCGAACUCACUGCAUCAUAUUCCAGUCAGUGUUUCUAGACUCCAUAGCGUCUAUCCACGGUAAAGUGGAGAUCAUCUCCAGAGUGUGUAAGGGUCUGUUGGAAGUCAAUAGUGUAAGAGACGUGAUAGGUCUUAUCCUGGCCUUCGGGAACUAUAUGAAUGGUGGGAACAGGACCAGAGGGCAAGCUGACGGCUUUGGCUUAGAAAUUCUUCCCAAGCUGAAGGAUGUCAAGAGCAGGGACAAUCGCAUCAGUCUGGUGGAAUAUGUGGUGUUAUACUACCUGCGAAACAUGGACAAGGAUGCAGGUACGGAUAAGAGUAUUUUCCCACUGCCUGAGCCUCAGGACUUCUUCCUCGCUGCUCAAGUCAAGUUUGAAGACCUCUCUAAAGACAUGCGGAAGCUAAAGAAGGAUCUCACAGCGUGUGAAAAAGAUGCACAAAAAGUGUGUGCCAACUCCUUAGAAGAACACCUUCAACCAUUCAAAGACAAAAUGGAUACUUUUCUCACCACUGCAAAAGCAAAGUAUGCGGCUGAAGAUGAGAACCUCAACGCUGCCCAGAAAAGCUUCAAGGAGAUGGUCACCUACUUCGGAGUCAAGCCCAAAUCUGGAGAGAAGGAAGCUUCACCUGACUACGUCUUCUUACUAUGGUAUGAAUUCUGCAACGAUUUCAAGAACGUAUGGAAACGUGAGAGUAAGAUCAUCUCUCAGGAAAGACUAAAGGAAGCUCAGCUGAAUGUAAAAAAGAUCACGGCUGAGAAGAAAGUGGAGACGAAAAAGGUCAACGCCAACAGUCUGAAGGAAAGGCUGAGGCAGAAAGAGGCAAAUGUUCCCUCCAGCUGAAGAAAAAAAAGAAAGUACAGACUGCUAAAGCAUUAUUUCAUCCAAUGUUAAGAGGGACAGUUUUGCCCAGGAGUAUGUUAGUCUAUUCUGCCAUAAUGUAUAGUAACGUACUGCUCACCAGAAAUCUGGAAGUCUGUGUUUCCCUCUUUUUGUGGACAUUCAAGUUCAAUCAAGAGUUGAGGGACUCAUCAGGAAAUGAGCCAUCUCCAUGUCCAUAUGAAGAGCAGAGACAUCUCCUGGUAAAGGUGCUCCUGGUCGGAAAAGGUUCCAUCGUACGAAUGAUUGCAAAUAUUUUGCAUUUCAGAAUCUCAGCUUGAUUUAAAAGAAUUUAUUUGACAAAUUAAAUCUCAAUGGAUAAAAAAAAAGAAAAGAAAGAAAAAGAAAAGACAGUGAGGUGAGACGUCCGCAUUCAUUCAAAGAACAGGACAUUUAUUAAAAACUUUUUAACAGCCAUCUUGUAAGGCUUGAUGCAUUUAAGGUGAAAAGAGAGAGACAGGCAGGAAGAGAGAGAGAGAGAGUGAUACACUUUGCCUAUAAAGGGUUUUUAUAAACUUCUAGGUCAUAAGGCUUUCUCUAUAUAUUUAUUUUCUAUAGAAUAUAUACAUUAGUGCAGACAGAAUGGCAGACUGCCAGAACUCGUCAGUCAGUAAAGACCUCACUUACACACCUCAAGUUACCAAUAAAACUCAGAGUUAGAGGAGAGAGAAAACCAUCAGUCAGAGGUUUUUUUUUAAACAGUUUUGGUCUCGUCUCAUGAGUAACGUGGUUUAAACUCUAUGUACCUACUCAGUCUCUGUAGGUGUAGGUAUACGACGGUCACAUGCACUUUCCUGCUUGCAGCAGCAGCCCUCGUGCCACUUCCUUUUUACUAGAUAUGUUUUACCUCCUCUACUAUGUCUCAUGCACCUCACUUGUAGUUUCUAUGCAAGCUCCUCGCUGAACAACAGUUAUGGCUCGUGAGAGCCAUCGUGUCCAUGUACAAUAUAAUAUAUUUAUUUUCCUAACAUUUUGCCGAAGCUAAUAUCCUUUAAAUGAUGUGUUGAAAAGUGAACAAAUUAGUGAACCUGUACCUGAAGAUGGAUAUGAAUAUA